Molecule: messenger RNA, 1026 nt
Organism: Sordaria macrospora k-hell
Lineage: Eukaryota; Fungi; Ascomycota; Sordariomycetes; Sordariales; Sordariaceae
Cellular component (GO): intracellular anatomical structure
Molecular function (GO): oxidoreductase activity, acting on NAD(P)H, oxygen as acceptor
Source: RefSeq, a predicted model, not a curated record
AUGACCAGACUCACCACCAAGGCCUCGGCGGCCCUCAGGACUACCACAAUGGUCCCCAAGUCAACCUCCCGCCUAACCCCCAGACUCACCAUGGCACCCUUUCAACACCAACCCCGAAGCAUCGCCGCCCAGUCAAUCGCUCCUCUCACCCACACCCGCUCCCUGCACCAAACUCCCUCCCGCCCUCUACCCGUCUCCGAGCCCUUCAAGCUCGACCGCACCAAGCGUCUUCCCGAGUUCUUCUCCCUCCAAGACAAAGUAAUCCUCAUCUCCGGCGGCGGCCGCGGCGUCGGCCUCACGCAAGCCGAAGCCGUCCUCGAAGCGGGCGCGCACGUGCACGUCGUUGACGUCCUCCCGGACCCCUCUACGGACCCCAACUCUCCCUUUUCCGCCGUCGCCAAGCGCGCCACCGAGGAGUUGGGUACCAACAUCACUUACCACAAAGUUGACGUGCGCGACCAGCAGGCGCUUAACGACGUGGUGCAGGGUAUUGCGAAGAAAGAGGGACGGAUGGAUGGACUGAUUGCUGCGGCGGGAAUUCAACAGGAGACGCCGGCGCUGGAAUAUAGCAGGGAGGACGCGGAUAAGAUGAUGGGAGUUAAUGUCACGGGCGUGUUCAUGACGGCGCAGGCGGUGGCGAGGGUGAUGGUUGAGAAUGGGUGGACGGGGAGUAUGGUGUUGAUUGGGAGUAUGAGUGGGACGGUGGCUAAUCGGGGGUUGAUUUGCCCCGCCUAUAAUGCCUCCAAAGCCGCUGUCCUCCAACUCGGCCGCAACCUCGCCGCCGAAUGGGGCGAGCACGGCAUCCGCGUCAACACGCUUUCGCCAGGCUACAUCGUGACCGCCAUGACGGCCGGCCUCUUCGAAGCGUUUCCCGAGCGCAGAACUGCUUGGCCCGAUGCGAAUAUGCUCAAGAGACUGAGCUACCCCGAGGAGUAUCGUGGCGCGGCCAUUUUCUUGCUCAGUGAUGCGAGCAGCUUCAUGACGGGCGCGGAUUUGAGGAUUGAUGGGGGGCAUUGUGCUUGGUAA